AUGUAUCGUCCAGUUGGUGCUUACGAGAAAGACGUCUCUACAAGACUCAUGAAGCCAACGUGUCCUGAAAUUAGAAUUAAGCAAGUGCUUAACUUAGUGGAAAACUGGAAUCCGGCAUGGGAAUAUGAUGGCGAUAUUACUGUGUUUGAUGCUGGAAUUGCACAGUAUCUUUUGGUUGAUGAACGAUCCCAUGAUUUAUUUUUUGCAUCGCUGAUACUAGGAAAAUCUAGUAUACGCUGUAAAUUAGUUAGCACUGAGCCGAAAGAUGUGCUGGAUGAAGAAGCUAACAGUGUGUUCAGUUUGAUUGGUGAAAAUGAAACUGCUGAGGAAGAACGCAAAAAAAUUGACUAUUUAAAAAGUGUUCUAAGUCGUAAAGGUUAUCGGUUCACAAGUGAAUAA
Thelazia callipaeda (thelaziosis nematode) is the source of this 399-nucleotide messenger RNA. The record is from the annotation of a GenBank genome assembly. NCBI's taxonomy places the organism in Eukaryota, Metazoa, Nematoda, Chromadorea, Rhabditida, Thelaziidae.